CAAGAUAAAUUUUUUGGCAAUAUUGUACCAAGACAACUACCUUAAAGCCUAAUUUGAGUUACUCUCACUUACUCUAGACACGCGGGGAUGUAACUGGAAAUUCUAAAUUUCUAAAAAAAUAAUUAACGAAUCAACUCUUUGGCCUGUAAACCUUGUAGAGGGUUUGAAAACAAUUGAAUUGGUAUAUAAUAAUCAAUAAAAAUAAAUUUAUCGAGAGUUUAAGAGCCUAUCAUCCCGACCAUACGGAUUGUCUCUUAUUUAUUGAACUAUUGAACGCGAGGAUUUAAAUUUAAAAAUUCUAAAUUUAUAAAAAAAUAAUAAACUAAAUAAUAAUUAUAAAUUAAUCUAUCGAGAGAUUUAAAACUUAUUAUAAAAGUUUUUUUCCUUAAUUAUAGGUGAAGAAGCACUACUGUCCCCCGUAGUGGGUGGACCGAGUGUUACCUGUAGUUUCUACACCAAGAAUAACAACAACAAUAACAACAAUGAAGAACAACAAAUUAUCGAAGACAAUAACAUAAAUUCAUACUUUUUACGGUCUAAAAUUCGGCUUUACGAUGACUUAUCAUCAUCAUCAACGUCAUCUUUUAACAACGACCAUGAAAAACAAAAUCCUCGUCAACUUAUUUCCGUAAAAUGCAAAAUAAACGCCAAGAAAGAUAUUAGUAAAUAUUUUGAUUAUCCCAACCGGGAAAAUAAUCAAUCGCAGAAUUAUAAUUUGAAAAAAAACCUUUUCAAUCUAACUGGGAACGAGGACGCUCUUGACGAUACGGUAAUGGGUUCUAAUUUGAGUCGUCACCAUGGUAAAGGUCUUACGGGACGCAGAACACAGUCAUCAGGAAAUCUUUGUGACUCAAAAGGAAAGCUUAGUCAUGUUGGUAAAAUGCUUGUUCCUUGUUCGAGUUCAUCGGAGGACAGGUACAAAUUCUCUGGGUCAUUACCAAAUAAUUUAGAUAAUGAUCAUGAUUUUAUGCUGGUAAAUAACAACAAUGUAUUAACGGAUACAAUAGCUGGAAAUUUAGGUGGUACUUUACCACAUAAAAAGUCAUCAGUACAAUUCAAUGAUGAGGUGACUGAUUUCACACAAUAUCGACUGCAAACACUCGAAGGCGACCCUUGGGAGUAUCAUCAAAAUGACAUUGACAUAGUGCGGUGUAAGCAUGGAAAUUUGAAUUUAGUAAGAAAAAGUCAACAUAAUAAUACUGAGGAGUAUAUUCCGUCCAAUAAUCAGCAUUAUGACUCGGAAUUUAUGGGCACGUUGCCUAAAAGAAGAAUCGACCCAAAGUGGUGUGAUCCAACAAGCAUCCAGUCGAUUGUUCAGCAGUAUAAUCAACACGAGCCCGGUGAAAUAGACUCGAAUUAUCCGCAGAAUGUUAAAAUUAUUCACAAGCCCACCUGUGAAUUGAUGAAGCAUCAUCGUCAGCAAUUAAAACGUCUUGAUGAUUUUAAUUCAAAGCCUACGUCAAGUGAACAUCAAGAUCAAGGAUACGCGUCUGAGCGAUCACCUGAAGAUGAACAUCCGCCUCUAUUAGCAAUUAAUCCAGAGAACACAUUUCAGGUGACCUUACAGAAAAGUAGCCGUGGUCUUGGAUUGAGUGUUUCCGGCGGUGGAAAAUCAGGCCCGGUUAGAGUUAAAAGACUUUUUCCCCAACAGCCAGCGGCGCUUUCCAAUAAACUCGAGCCUGGUGAUAUUCUUUUAGCGGUUAAUGGAAUUCCACUUACUGGUCUAACUAAUUAUGAAGCACUGGAAGUACUGCGUACAACUUCAAGUACUGUUGAAUUAUUAGUAUGUCGAUUACCUGGUGAACCUAGUAUUACACCACCAAGAGCACCACCAACUCCACCAACACGCCGAGAAGCUUCAUUGCCAUCACGUUUUCUCAAACCCGUACCUCCUCUUAAUAUCGAGCCAUGUGGUGAAUUCGAUAUUGAAAUGACGAAAGUAGCUGGCAGCUUGGGAUUUACCUUGAGAAAGGUCGACAGCAGUGCUCUAGGUCAUUAUGUAAGAGCAUUGGUACGUGAACCGGCAUUGAGUGACGGGCGUAUUCAACCAGGUGAUAAAAUAGUUACGGUGGAUGGUGUACCACUGUCUCCAAUGAGCCAUGAAGAAGCUGUUGCAUUAUUACGUCAGUGUGGUCCUAGAGUUAAAUUACGUCUUUACCGCGAUUUAACUCAAACUCCAGUAUCGGCACUAUCACCAACUGAACCUGACCAUCCUUUACGUCCACCACGAACUAGCCUCAGAAAAGAGGCUGUAGAUAUGCUGUGUGAUUUAGCAGUCCGGAAAUUAUCACCAAACGGAUCAAACGGAUCAAUGUCACAAAAUCCAACGGCUACUAAUAGUUCACCUAGACGAUUGCGUCGUCCUGCAUCAAGAACGUCAAUGAAUGAUGAAAAAAAUGAUAAUAACGAUACACCAAGCAAUAAUAAUUUAAAUCAAAAUAAUUCACAAUUAAAUAAUAGUAAAGCAUUACGGCCGAAUUAUCUUAAUUUAUCAAAUGGUGAAUUAAAGUCUGAAAUGAGCGAUGAUCAAAAUAUUGAAACAGUUAAUUCGUUAACUAUUAAUGCUAAUGAUUGUGUGGAAACAGAUGAGUAUUAUGAUAACGACACGUUAAUUGGUGAUAUGCAGGAUAGUAAUUUACCGCUUGAACCGGCAUCAAUGCCACCAUUAGCAUUCGAUACUGAUAAUAACACCUCUGAUGCUAAUUUCAGUUAUAAAAAUCCUGCGUACCAAAGUGCUAAUCCGACUUGUAGUGGCAAUGAUAAUAUUAAAGCCAAAGGUACAUAUUCUAGUGAUAAAAACAUUCCAGGAAAAAUUUCAACUGUUCAAGAUCCCGCUGGCAGUAAAAGUUUGCUGAAGUGGAAGGGUGUUAUGUUUGCACCGGACGACAGUAAUGAGAACGGUGAUAAUACAACUAAAAAUGACAAUUUCAAUGGUACUGUUACUAAGGAAGAUAAAUACAAAGACUGCGAGGUAUUUAUGGUUGAAUUAACACGUGGUUGGAAUAGUCGUUUAGGAUUUAGUUUACAGUCACACGAAAACUCAACUAUAAUAUCAAUGGUACAUCCUGAUAGUGUAGCUGCUAAAGAUGGGCGAUUGCGGCAGGGUGAUGUGUUACUCAUGGUAAACGAUGAAAGCGUAGAACACAUGCCAACAUCUGACAUAAUUGAUUUAUUGCGAAAAAUUCGUGGUUCUAUCGGCAUCACAGUUGCAAGGCAAAAAAAAAGUAACGACACGUGA
Molecule: messenger RNA, 3238 nt
Organism: Cotesia congregata
Lineage: Eukaryota; Metazoa; Arthropoda; Insecta; Hymenoptera; Braconidae
Source: the annotation of a GenBank genome assembly